Messenger RNA from Penicillium angulare, 1962 nucleotides. Its product is annotated as tetratricopeptide repeat protein. Gene Ontology annotation, cellular component: cytosol; peroxisomal membrane. Gene Ontology annotation, molecular function: protein binding. Bases 1 to 1962 code for a protein of 653 amino acids. The transcript is spliced from 2 exons. The record is from RefSeq and is a predicted model, not a curated record. Gene Ontology annotation, biological process: protein import into peroxisome matrix, docking. Lineage: Eukaryota; Fungi; Ascomycota; Eurotiomycetes; Eurotiales; Aspergillaceae.
AUGUCCUUUCUCGGUGGCGCGGAGUGCUCCACGGCGGGAAACCCUCUCACGCAGUUUACCAAACAUGUCCAGGAUGACAAGUCCUUACAGCGAGACCGGCUGGUCGGCCGCGGACCGGGAAUGCAAGAAGGCAUGCGAUCUCAUGGUAUGAUGGGCGGACAAGACCAGAUGAUGAAUGAAUUUAUGCAGCAACCAGGAGAACAAUUAAAUGGACCUUCCCCACAACCCUUCGCCAUGGAGCAUAUGCGCCGCGAGCUCGAGAAUUUCCAGACUGCCUCGCCCCGCACGGGCUCCCCCGGUUGGGCGGCGGAGUUCGACCCCGGUGAACAAGCCCGCAUGGAGGCCGCCUUCCCCGGUGCACAAAUGAACAAUGGGUCUGGGUUCUCGCAGGCGGAAUUUGCCCGCUUCCAGCAGCAGAAUCGCAUGGGCAUGCCGCAAACUUCCAGUCCCGCUACCGCAGCGCAGCAACCCAUGAUGUCGGGGUAUCAGCAACCGAUGGGAAUGGGAGGAAUGUACAAUGGAAUGGGCGGAAUGGGAAUGAUGCGGCCCAUGGGUGGUAUGGGUGGUCCGAUGCAGCAGCAGCAGCCCAUGGAAGGUACGACACAAGACAAGGGCAAGGGCCGAAUGGUGGAGUUGGAUGACGAGAACUGGGAGGCACAGUUUGCUGAGAUGGAUACGGUUGGGAAUGAAACUCAGACGGACGAGGAAGCUAAUGCAGCUAUGGAGGCGGAGUUGAAUGAGUUGGACAGGUCAGUCCCCACCUCCAAUGAUGCCUUUGAGUCCGUGUGGCAGCGAGCAGAAGCUGAGACUGCGGCGAGCAGAAAACUGGCGGACGAUUUUGAGGUGACAGAUAGUAUUCAUGUGGGUGACGGGGGUGACUGGGAAGGCUUUGACAGUCUGAACACACGAUUCCGUGAUCCCACGCUGGGCGAUUACAUGUUUGAAGAAGAUAAUGUGUAUCAGUCAGUGACCAAUCCGUUCGAAGAGGGUGUCAAGAUUAUGCGAGAGGGAGGUAACCUCUCAUUGGCGGCCCUUGCCUUUGAGGCUGCUGUUCAGAAGGAUCCGCAGCAUGUGCAAGCAUGGACAAUGUUAGGCUCAGCGCAAGCUCAAAAUGAAAAGGAGUUGCCUGCAAUCCGGGCUCUAGAACAGACACUCAAGACCGACCCCGGCAACCUGGACGCAUUGAUGGGUCUGGCCGUUUCAUACACCAAUGAAGGCUACGACUCUACUGCCUACCGGACGCUGGAGCGCUGGUUGUCUAAUAAAUACCCAUCAAUUAUUGACCCCCAGGAGAUCUCUGGCGAUGCAGACCUCGGAUUCACAGAUCGACAGCUUUUGCAUGAACGUGUUACAGAGCUUUUUAUCCAAGCAGCACAACUCUCCCCGUCAGGUGCGCAGAUGGACCCCGACGUGCAAGUCGGCUUGGGUGUAUUGUUUUAUUGCGCCGAGGAGUACGAGAAGGCAGUUGACUGUUUCUCCGCUGCCCUGGCUUCUACCGAGUCCGGUACUACCAACCAACGUGAACAAUUGCAUCUACUCUGGAACCGUCUCGGUGCCACUCUCGCCAACUCUGGCCGUUCCGAGGAGGCCAUUGAAGCUUAUGAGCAGGCUCUCACCAUCAACCCUAACUUCGUUCGUGCCCGUUACAACCUCGGUGUCUCUUGUAUCAACAUCGGUUGCUACCCUGAAGCCGCACAGCAUCUUCUGGGCGCUUUGUCUAUGCACCGCGUGGUCGAGCAAGAAGGUCGCGAGCGUGCCCGCGAGAUUAUCGGUGGUGGUGACGCCCCUGAUGGACUGGAUGAUGAACGUCUUGAGCGCAUGCUACACAUUAGCCAGAACCAAAGCACAAACUUGUACGACACACUCCGUCGCGUUUUCAGCCAGAUGGGCCGACGUGACCUGGCUGACCAGGUUACUGCUGGCAUGGACGUGAACAUUUUCCGCAAGGAAUUUGAAUUUUAA